GAGUGGGAAUGGUUUUUUUGUGAUUCAAAUGGCGGCGGGACGCUGUUGUAGAAACAGCCUUUGGUGGCUGUGCUGGGAGCUUCUCUGAGUGCCUUAUUUCACAGAGUCUUUGCAAAGACAACUUCAAAUGCUUUUCUUACCUGUGGUAGCUAAUCUUAGAUCAGCCUGAUGUGAAUUAGAAUUUAAUCAAACUUAUAACUAGAACUAUGUACUUAAACCUCAUUCAUCCUUUGAAAUAAGAGUCAGAAGUGCAGCCCUGUGAUUAUUCAAAGCGGCAAAACCAGAAGAAAGGGAUGGACUCAAUGCCACUGAAAGAUCCUGUUUUUACUUUUGGUGCCAACAAUCCUACUGCAUGUAUUGCCCUCAAAGACCCAAAUCAAAGACCCAUGAAAUCAGGGAAAAAUGUUGCGUUGCCACCCCCACCCAAGAGAGGAAUGCCAACAACUACACGAUCCCCUAUGAACAGAUACAGACGGGAGACUGAACUCAAAAACAAAAACAAGUUCCUGGAGAAUGUCAAGAGUGAACUGAGUUUAAAAGUGGCAGAAAUGCAGAAGGAUAUGACUGAUAGGAAGAAGCUGUGUGAUGGUCUUGAAAAAGAAAAUGAGAAGCUGAAAAAAUUUCAGGAAAGCUGCCUCUUGAUAUUAGAAGCCAAGAAUUGGGACCCAGUUACAGGUGAACAAAUUUUGGAGGAGGAAGAAAUGAACAAGAAGACACAAACGGAGAUAACGGUUUUAUCAGACAAACUUAAUGCUGAUCUUGAAUUGUUCAUCCAAAUGGCUAAAGAGGAAAAAGAAAGUCUUCAGAAUGCUCAGACCAGAUGGAAGCAGAUAGAGGAGGAGAGGACCCAUUUCUUAGAGGAGCAACAGUCUUUUGAUAGAGAAAUGGAAGAGCUGCUUGCUGCCUUAAACCAGGAAGUUGACUUCUUAAACUCAUCAUAGACUUAGGUUGAGAUUAAGUUUACCAUGGAUCAUUUAACCAAUAACUCAUAUUCUACAGAAUAGUUAGAAAUGUAAGAAGAUACUAAACUUAAGAUUGAACUGUACAUACCAGAGGAAUUUAAAAAAUAUUGUUUUUCAUGUUUUUGUUUUGUCCUGAUUUUGGAAGAAGCUAGUCUAGAUAUGUGAGAUAUACUCUGUUAUCUUACAUCUUUCAAUCUUUCGGUUUUCUGUCCCUGAAAAGAACCCUAGUUAGUCCCCAAAUAUUAAUUUACAGACAGAAAUGUUUAUUCUCCUAUUUAUCGGGAUUGAAGAGCUUUACAUAUGUCAUGUGCAGGCUCUUCAGAUUGAAGUUCAGCUUUCAUCAGUCCUAGCUAAUAUGAUGACAAAAUAUUGCUGAAGUUGUUUCCAAAAUAAGGGGAACAAUCUAUACUAUAUUAUAAAAUAUUUAAGCUGUUCCAUUGGUAGCCCAUUUUAAUGUAUCAGUGGGCAGCAAACAAGGAAUAAUGCAUUUAUGUAUAGUUGACAUUUUGAAUAAAUUCUUGAUGUAAAUGGCAAUACAAAUUUACUGAUUUAAGUUUUACUUCUAAUUACUUAUGUCAUCGGCAAUCUCUAAGAAGGUAUAGAAAACAUCUUAGGUGAAACAUCUAAGUGAAAAUAUUUCAGCAUAUUUUUAAAAUAUGUAAGAUUUUUGAAGACUUGGACCAUCCACUUUCAGUUUCUGUUUCAGAAAGAAAGGUAUUUUAUUAUUAAGCUGCAUCAUCACAUCCUCUGUUAAGCACAUUGGCUACAGGUGUAUUCUACAGCUCUCUUUCCGCAUCUACAGUCUUCACAUCCUUCCAUUUAAGAUUGAUUUUUUUUUCUGAUCUUCCUAAAAUAUUUGGCACCAGUUUUUCUUUGGCUUUCCUCAUCUUCUCUGACCAUCUGGUGGUAUCUAAUUGAUUGCAGACUUUGUUGGAUGUUGCUCAUUCAUGCAGAGCUUGUGUCCAGUAAAGCCCAUUCUUCGUUUUGACACUGUUUCAGAGUCUUCAAGAAUUAUUUAUUUGUAGAAUUUCCUCAUUUGUGACGUCGUCCCAAUAUGAGAUAUGAAGAAUUCUUCUGAAGCAAUGUUGUUGAAAGAUGUUGAUCUUAUGAAUAACUCUUGUAGAUUUCCAAUCUGACUGGCAUAAUGGCAGUUGGUAUAUAUAUGGCAUCAAAUGAUCUGAUCUUAGUUGCUGUGUUUAUGGCGGUUGUGGUCCAUACGGAACACAUUUGUUGGAAGACAGUAGUUGCUUUGCCUGUUCAGCAUUUCACAUCUGCUUCAGUUCCCCCAUCUAUCAUAUCACUAAGAUAGUUGAAUUGUUCCACAAAUUUUAAGGCCUGUCCUAAUGUUAUUGGGGUAUUGUAUUGAACAUUCCAAUUUGCUUGGACUUGUCUUCACUGAUUUCUAAGACCACUUUACCUGCCGCUGCUUCAAGUGCCAGCGUCGUAUCAGCUGUGUCUUAGUGUUUGCAAGCAAAGCAAUGACAUCAGUGAAAUAUAAGUCAGUUUACCUUGUUUAUUCCAUGUAAUGCCGAAGUCCAAUUUAUUCAUUGCCUUUUUCAUGCUAAUCAGAAUGGUUAUGAGAAAUAUAACAGGGAUAAGACAUAAACCAGUAUUAAGUAGUCAGGACUGCCAUUUUCAGUUCUUACACAGCACCUAGCGUUGUAAAAGUUUCUAAAGAUAUUAACUUAUAUCUAGGGUUAUAGUAUGUAUGUUUCAUAAUGAUUCUCUAUUGAUACACUCAAGUGUUUUUUUAA
Notechis scutatus (mainland tiger snake) is the source of this 2716-nucleotide messenger RNA. It is a transcript of the gene KNSTRN, whose product is annotated as kinetochore localized astrin (SPAG5) binding protein. Gene Ontology annotation, biological process: regulation of attachment of spindle microtubules to kinetochore; spindle organization; mitotic sister chromatid segregation. Lineage: Eukaryota; Metazoa; Chordata; Lepidosauria; Squamata; Elapidae. Gene Ontology annotation, cellular component: kinetochore; mitotic spindle; microtubule plus-end. The record is from RefSeq and is a predicted model, not a curated record.